UUGGACCACCAGAGCCCAGACGCUGAUGGUAGUUAGGCAGGACCGGUGCAAUGUCUGGAAUGUGGAAAAAACAAACUUUAAUGAAUUUAGAAGUAGAAGUUUUAUUGUGAAGAAAGUGAGUACUUCAGCUAUUGGCUCCGAGAGCAUGCUAAUUGACUAAUCAUUUAAAGGUCAAACUCCUCAACAUUAUGUCAACUUUAAUGAUUUGCAAGCCAAAUAGUGAGCUCAUAUUAAACAACAAAAAUGUCACUUUGACAUUUCAGAAAUAAAUUAUGUUGAGAUCUAAACUACAACAUAAUGACUGACAAAGUAUUUUUCUAAGAAUUUCAGACCAUGGCUGUCUACUGCCGACAAGAACAUUUAGCAGAUUUUCAAGGAAAACUGAUUGUUUAAUAUAAGCUGUCUGAGUUUUUUUUUUGGCUCUAUUAUUACAUUUUCUAAACUAAGCAAACACUGAUUUGCACAUUGCACUUUCAUCUUCCUUUUUUUUAUUGGAUAUUGAUAUUUUUGUUUGACUUUGACGUGCAGCCUUCUUAUCUCUCCUCAUGUUUGACUCAGAAGGCCAAAGGACACACAGCGUUUUAAAAAAACAAAACAGAAUUGUAAUUUCCCAAAAACAUUUGCAAUAUUUACAAAUCCUGUGUAACUUUAGAACUUUGACAGCAAUGACUGUAGAUACCAUUCUUUAUUUACAGAUAAUUGUUUUAAUUUAUUCACGUUUGACCUGAUAAACGUCUGAGUUUUUUAGAAGAAAAAUGAAAGUCAAUCUGUCAAACACGAGGAGACUUAGACCCUCAAUUACCAAUGAAAUGUCAAAACAUAAUUUUAAUCUAAAAUAAAAUAAAACAAAAUUAUGUCCACUACAGUUAUUUUUAAAUGCAACUUUCCUUAGAAAAUAAUAUUGUGAAUCUAAAGGUCAGAUUGAGAAUUCUGGCAAACAAGUACAAUAGUUAAUUGCUUGCUUUUCAAGUAUCUUUUAAGCAAAUUAUGUUUGUUGCACAUUAGAAAAAACAUUUUAUCUAAUUUAUCCUGCUAAUAUUAGAAACUAAGAUACUUUGUUUUGUUCAAAUUAAUGAGACAAACUAACCAGAUAUAGUUAAAAGAAAGUUUUAAGUUGUAGAUUGGGUAGACAGCAAAAAAUUAUUAGAAAACUUAAACUAGAAAGUGAAAUCCAACAAAAGCUAUACUGACAAAAACAUUUGUUAAAAAAUUGAUUAUUUGAACGAACCAACAUUGUAAGUGUAGUUUAUGGUUUAUGUAACAAAAUGAGUUAUGUCUUACAUCAGAGCUUCUCAUUGUUUUUAUAGCGGAGGGCCAAAUUAAGAAAACAACAUUAGACUGGGGGACAAUUGUGAUGAAAAAAAAGGAUAAAGAGAAAAAUGUUUUUAAUAACUUCAAUGACCAAGUGUUAUUUAUACAGUUAACAGAGCAUAAACAGAGCAAGAUUAGCUGAGAAAUAUUGGAUCAACUUGGAUAAAACAUUUCCUACCACUAGAUGGUAGUCAGACUCCAAACUUUCUGAUGUUUUUACUGCACUGCCCUCAAUACACGUUUGCAGCUGAGAAACACAGAGAGAAUUGGAGAAGAAAGUUUUACAAAGACAUCCAGGGUUUGAGGAUUUUUCUGCGGUAUGCUUCUGAAAUGAAAAAAAGCAUAAGUGGAUGGAGGCGGUAAAGCUCAUCUUAUCCUAGUCGGUGCUGUGCUGGACUCAGAGAUGGGACAGUGUCAUCAACCCUCCUGCUUUGUCUGUGCUCUCCUCCUCAAACUCAGCUCCUGCAUGGAUUACUGCUUUUGUCUUCUGCCAGCAUCUGUGGAGCACUGAGAGCUGCAAGGAGGAUUGUUUCAGAGCGGUCAUUUUUGUUGUGUUCUCACUUUUGUGUGUGUGCAUGGCUGGAAUAAUGUCUCCAUGCUGGAGGAGAAGUUUUCUGUUUGUGCUGAUGUUUGGUCCCAUGCUGUAUAUUCUCACUGCUGAAAAUGCUGGACCAGGCAGUGACACCAGGCAAGAUAAGACGUCCUCGUGCUUUGGAGGCUUUGAUCUCUACUUUGUUUUGGACAAAUCUGGAAGUGUGCAGAAUCACUGGACAGAGAUUUACUACUUUGUUGAGCAUCUAGCGCAUAAAUUCACGAGUCCACAGUUGCGAAUGUCCUUCAUUGUGUUCUCCACAGAGGGACGGAUCCUGAUGGGCUUGACAGAAGACAGAGAACGAAUUCGUAAAGGUCUGGAGGAGCUGUACGCAGUCCGUCCAGGUGGAGACACGUUCAUGCACGACGGGAUCCAGAGGGCUAGUGAGCAGAUUUACUAUGGAAAUACAGAGGGUUAUCGCACAGCCAGUGUCAUCAUAGCUCUGACAGAUGGAGAGCUGCAUGAAGAUCUUUUCUUCUAUGCUGAGAGGGAGGCCAACCGCUCCAGAAGUCUGGGUGCCUCCGUUUACUGCGUGGGAGUGAAGGACUUCAAUGAAACGCAGCUGGCAAAGAUUGCAGACAGCAAAGACCAUGUCUUCCCUGUAAAUGAUGGCUUCAACGCUUUGCAGGGAGUAAUUGACUCAAUCCUUAAAAAGUCCUGCAUCGAGAUCCUGGCAGCAGAGCCCUCCAGUAUCUGUGCAGGAGAAUCCUUUCAGGUGGUUGUGAGAGGAAAUGGGUUCCUGCACACCAGAAAUGUCGACAAAGUCCUGUGCAGCUUCCGAAUCAAUGACACCUCGACGAAGACAUUGAAGCCUUUGACUGUGGAAGAUUCCUAUCUGCUCUGCCCUGCGCCGGUGCUUCAGGAUGAGGGAAUGGCGGCAAACCUCUACGUCAGUAUGAACGAUGGUCUCAGUUUCAUCUCAAGUUCAGUCACUAUAACCUCUGUGAGCUGUUCUGACGGGACGCUCUUGGCCAUAGCGUUGCUCAUCCUCAUGCUGCUGCUGGUCUUGGCUCUGCUCUGGUGGUUCUGGCCUCUUUGCUGCACCGUGAUCAUCCAUGAACCUCCACCGCCGCCUGAAGAGGAAAGCUCGGAUGAGGAAGAUUUUGAUGCGCCUAAGAAGAAAUGGCCAACUGUGGAUGCUUCCUACUAUGGAGGAAGAGGAGUAGGAGGAAUUAAAAGGAUGGAGGUUCGAUGGGGUGAAAAAGGCUCCACUGAGGAAGGAGCGAAGCUGGAAAAAGCCAAAAAUGCUAAAGUGAAGAUGCCUGAGCAGGAGUAUGAGCUGUCUCCUACGCGGGUUCUCAACAACGGCAUGCACAAACCUCCAGAACCACGCAAGUGGUACUCACCGAUUAAGGGUAAAUUAGAAGCUUUGUGGGUACUCCUGAAAAAAGGCUAUGAUCGAGUCUCUAUUAUGAGACCUCAUCCCGGAGACAAGGGCAGAUGCAUGAACUUCACUCGCACAAAAUCUCCACCUCCUCACUAUCCCCAAUACAACCAAAAGCCUCCGUCCAUCUACAACCCCCCCAACAGGAGUCCUCCUUCCCCACCCCCGACUCCCGGCGGCCCGCUGUCAUUUUCCUUCUCCAAACUUCCAUCACUGCCACCAACACCUCCACCAAUUUCCCCCUGUCCUUCCGCUCAACCUCCCCCUUACACGCCCCCGCCCGAUCGGGCUCUCCCUUCACCCAGCCUGCCCUGUCCACCGGCACCCCCACCAACCCCUCCUCCCUGUGUCCCACCAGCUGGCCCUCUGCCCCCUCCUCCUGGACGAGCUCCUCCUCCUUUGCGCCCGCCGCCUCGUCCAGGUGUGUAGAGCACCGCCAAGAGGGAGGACAGCAUCUGACUGACCGGUUCAUUGAUGGGUUCAUGAGGAGACGUGAGCGCCUGGAGCCACACUAGCUGAGGAUGUUAUGUGAAGAGGUAAAGCGAGGAUGUGUUUUCAUCCGUCUACAGGGACUUUGUAAACAUGUAGCCUAACAGUGCAAUUACUAAAAAGCUUGAAGUAUUCUUCAGAGACCUUUAGACUUCUCCACAGAUGGAGGUCAGGAAGCCUGGUGCUGGGGUGCUGCUGUUGACCCAUCAGCAAAGAGGACAUAGGAGAAUUCCUGAUAGCAGAGGAACAGUCAUGCACAACACCAGUAUGCCUGAGAGUUUAUCCAUUCAUCCUCAGUCAGCCUGCAGUGCCUUUUUGUUGCCUCUAAUCUAGAUGGUUUCAAACUCUUGAUGAGAAAGAAACCUUUUGAAAGUAGAUGAAUCUAAGAAGACUGGGCAUCAGACUCUUGAAUGUUAACAGCAUGCAGUUUUGUUCGAAGAUUUACAUGAAUAAAAAUGCUUUUAAAGGUGUAUUUCUGUUCCCAGGUAAACUGUUCUUUUACUGUGUUUUAAGUCAGUUAUAUCUAAAAAGCAAAAAAACAAAAAA
This is a messenger RNA of Oryzias melastigma (Indian medaka), 4322 nucleotides long. It is a transcript of the gene antxr1a, whose product is annotated as ANTXR cell adhesion molecule 1a. The transcript is spliced from 18 exons. The record is from RefSeq and is a predicted model, not a curated record. Gene Ontology annotation, molecular function: signaling receptor activity. NCBI's taxonomy places the organism in Eukaryota, Metazoa, Chordata, Actinopteri, Beloniformes, Adrianichthyidae. Gene Ontology annotation, cellular component: membrane. The coding region runs from base 1887 to 3716 and encodes 609 amino acids.